AUGAACGGCAAGAAAGAGGUGGAUUUGAAGCUCAACGGAUUUGGUAUAGUUGGAAGCGGAUGGAGGAAGAAGAAAUGGGAGUUCGCCUAUGGAAUUGUUUUCCGGGACGGCAUCGACCCCAAGGUCCAGGUGGGGAUCCACAACGAUCUGGCCAAUCGUUGGGACCGAACCUCCGUCGUCGACCAGUUCGCCUUCGGACGGUGGGAUGAGGCCCGUCUCCCCCAAGGGGCGACGGGAACCCAGGUGUACGUCAGAGAAGGCUGGCACCAGGAGUCGGAGCCUCAUUUCACCGUGGAGCUGAGGUUUGUGUACGGCACCACGGGCGUGCACCGGCACUGGGCCACCGCCCACGUUUAUUUGGACUUCUCGGAGUCCGUAAUCAGAACGUGUGAUAAGGUGGACGGCCGCCAGCGCUGGUGCUUCGUCAAGCCCCUCUGGGCCGAACACCACAGGGUGUGGGACGUAAGUGUCCUUUGUUACUGA
Molecule: messenger RNA, 483 nt
Organism: Alternaria metachromatica
Lineage: Eukaryota; Fungi; Ascomycota; Dothideomycetes; Pleosporales; Pleosporaceae
Exons: 2
Coding region: 1-483 (160 amino acids)
Source: RefSeq, a predicted model, not a curated record